Messenger RNA from Cutaneotrichosporon cavernicola, 945 nucleotides. RefSeq lists its product as uncharacterized. Lineage: Eukaryota; Fungi; Basidiomycota; Tremellomycetes; Trichosporonales; Trichosporonaceae. The transcript has 3 exons. The record is from RefSeq and is a predicted model, not a curated record. Bases 1 to 945 code for a protein of 314 amino acids.
AUGUUCGGCUUAACAUUCAGCUACAAAUAUCUCUUCUUCCUGCGCUCCGCGCAGCCCGCCGAACCCGUGCCACCCGGAUUACACCGGUACUGGCUUGAGACGCCGCGCGGCCCACUCGAGCUCCUCGCGGCCGAGCCAGAUAACGCGACCGGGCCAGCAAUCGUCUUCUGCCAUGGUGGUAUGGGCGGCGCAUGGGUCUGGACAGAAUACAUGACCUAUCUCAAGGAACGCGGGGUGCGAUGUUAUGCCAUCUCUCUUAGGGGGCAUGGUGAUUCAUGGUGUCCCAACUUCCUGCGUAUGGUGUAUGGGACAACGCGCGGCGACCUGGAACACGACCUCGUGACCGCCGUCAACUGGGUCGAGAAACACACGGGCGGCGAGGUCGUGUUAGCCGGCCACUCGAGCGGCGGCGGCCUCUCACAGGCCGUCCUGGCUGCCGGGAAAGUACGAGCCCGCGGACUCGCGCUCCUGGGUGCCGUGCCCGCCUUUGGAUCAAUGGGCGUGUAUAUGAACUGGGCUCGCAUUGACCCAUGGUUCUCCUUCCGCAUGCUCUUCCACCUCUGGCACCCCAACUCGCCCCUCUCAGACCCCUCCCUAACCCAGGCGGCAUUCUUUGGCUCAUCUUUCCCAGCUGAACGGGUCCCCGCAUUCCAGCACAGACUGAACCGCUUCGAGAGCUUCUGGUGGCCGCUGUCAAUGAUGCGGCCGUUCGCCCGCGCAGCCCAGAUCCUCGCCAACGUCUCGUCGCGCAAAGUCAUGGUCAUGGCGGGCGAGCAGGACGCGCUUAUGACUCCAGAUGUCACCCGCGCAACGACGGCGUAUUACCGCGCCGAGAGCGAGGACGUCGAGAUGGAACUGGUGGAGGGAGCAGGACACCACCUCCAGAACGACGUGCAGUGGGAAGAUGGGGCGGCGCGCCUCCUCAAAUGGUACCAAGCACUCUGA